Molecule: messenger RNA, 994 nt
Organism: Gymnodraco acuticeps
Lineage: Eukaryota; Metazoa; Chordata; Actinopteri; Perciformes; Bathydraconidae
Gene: ucmaa
Product: upper zone of growth plate and cartilage matrix associated a
Exons: 5
Coding region: 61-462 (133 amino acids)
Biological process (GO): regulation of osteoblast differentiation; embryonic skeletal system development
Cellular component (GO): extracellular matrix
Source: RefSeq, a predicted model, not a curated record
CUCGAUUCAGUUCUGUUAGGUGUCCUGUGAAGUAUAGAGUUCUUGCUUUUCUGUCACAAGAUGUCCUGGACCCGAGUCUUCGUGCUCUCCUUGCUCCCCGCCCUCCUCCUCCUCCACCUCUUUUCCAGUGAGGUGGAAAGCGCAGCAGUCAAGGACCACUCAAAACCACACGAUCACAAAGGUGCAGCACGGCAGGUUUUCAUGCCCGAGUCGGACGCAUCCAGCUUCAUCAAACACCGCAGUCGCCGCUCAACCCGGUACUACGAGAUCCAAAUCGAGCAGAGGGUAAAGAUUGCUGCAAGUGAGCAGAGAAGGGAGUACAACGAGGAGCAAAGGACUGAGCAAGAGCACUACGUGGAGGAGGUGCGUGAUGAGCAAAAUGAGAGAACGAGGGAGACCAAUGAGCAGUAUCGAGAGUAUCACUAUGACGGCUUAUCUCCUCAGUACUACUGGUUCCACUGAGAGCGCUCAUACUGCCUUCACCUGUACUACAGUAUACUGCCAUCCUUUGUACCAGAGUAUACUGCUAAUACUGUCUUCACCUGUACCGCAGUAGUACCGCCGUCCCAUGUACCAGAGUAUACUGCUAAUACUGUCAUUUCCUGUACCUCAGUAUACUACUAGUAUGUCCAUCAACUGUACCAGAGUAUACUGCUAGUAUUGUCUCUACUGCAAUCACAAUUACAAGAGUAUACUGUUAAUACUGCUAUCAAGUGUACCAGAGUGUACUGAAAGUACUACUAAUACUGCCAUCAACUGUACCAAAAUGAUACUGCUAGUACUGCUUAUACUGCCAUCACCUGUACUAGAGUAUAUUGAUAAUACUGACAUCACCUGUACCAGAGUAAACUACCAAAGUUGUGUCUGUUUUCCUACUUUCAUCAACAAGAUAAACAAUUUCUUUACUUCUUAUUUGUAACAAAAUUGUUCAAUAUGUAUCUCCAUGAAAACUGUUAAAUAUAUAAUAAGCACAGUUUUUGUAUUAAAGGCCACA